AUGCAAGUUCGUGGGGUGCCGGAGCAGGGCGAUCAAUUGAACCCUCGAGCGUCUGAGAGGGUUUCGCUAUUCUCCUUUACGCACCUGCUCCGGAAUCAGGAUACGGAUGCUCGAUGUGAUAGCUAACUGACCUCAACAACUAGUGCUUCUGCCACGGGCUGAGUCUUACGCGAGCAAACCCCCCGGGGUUCCUCGGGUUAAUACUACAAAUACUAGUGAUCCUUCCCCCGCCGUCAAUGCGCCGUUAGAUUGUCUGCUUCUCAUGUUCCUGCUAGCAAAGCAGUGGCUGGGAGCAUGGUUUUCGCUUGGCGGGCUUCGGUGGGCGUGGGAUGGCGAUGUCGCGGGCACAAAGCCGGCAUUGGGCACUGGAACUAAGAGUCACGAGAAUGUUACCGGAGGCUUUGUUCCGCAUUUCGCGAUCGAUUAUGGUUCCUCCUCCCUCCACUUCCCCUCAUCUCCAAACCCGAGUCUCCAUCCCUAACAAUGGUGAAUAGCGCCCUAUGUCCACCUCUACAGCGAAGAAAUAUUCCUCCCCGGUGACAUUGGCGAGCACCUUGAGCACACGAUACCGUACCUAAACUACACUCCACUAACCCCACUCGACACCCGCCAAUCUCUAACCUCCCUCUCGCAUCUCAACCGCUUCGGUCCUCACGUUUACCUGACCUCGGAUGACGAUCCGGAAACCCAACCACCCUGGCUCCGCGGUGAGCACAACCGCCCCGCUCCCAUCGGUCACGGAGAAACGGAUGUGGGUGCUAGCACGGCGCCGGGGAUAAUCAUCUGGACGGAGAAGGAGAGCAAUGUCACGGAUGUUUUUUACUUUUACUUUUACAGCUUCAAUUUGGGGAACACGGUUGCCGGCUGGCGGUUUGGAAAUCAUGUUGGCGACUGGGAGCAUACUGCCGUGCGGUUCGUGAAUGGAGUUCCGCAGAGCAUUUUUUACAGUGAGCAUUCAAGUGGUGCAGCGUACGAGUAUGGUGCUGUUGAGAAGAUCGGUAUCCGCGUACGCAUCUCCAUUCCUUCCUCGCACCACAUUACCCUCGCUGACACGGUUCCUUGGAUUGUACAGCCCGUAUGCUACUCCGCCCGCGGCUCUCAUGCAAACUACGCACGCCCAGGAACACACUACUAUGCUAUCCCGUUCCAUCUGCUCGCAGACCACACAGACAAAGGCCCUCUCUGGGACGUUACUAAAAACUCAUACAUAUACAAGUACGACAUUGAACAUGAUGUCCUGAAACCUAGCCAUGAUACCCCGGGGGCACCGGUAGACUGGUUCCACUUUGGCGGCAGGUGGGGGGACAGGAUGUACAAAGCCGGCGAUCGAAGGCAGUGGAUGGUUGCGGGGCAGUACCGUGAGAUACCUUAGCACCAAGGAGAUUCAGGCGGGAAGAGUGAGGGCUAAUCGGGAUGUUGGAUAGAUUACGUACAUGGACCUACGGGUCCGAAAUUUAAAAACCUGGCUAGGAAGGAGAUUUGCCAGAAUGAGGGGGCUUGCGUCGUGAGGUCAAGUUUGACAGAGGAGGCCGAGAUUCCCUUCGUAACCCUCGAGGGGUGGGAUGGGGAAGGUGCGGGCGAGUGGACCGAUCUGCUCGACGAGAAGGAGAAAAGGGAUUGAAACGGAACGAGCCAUUGAGUGGUGGGACUGCAGAUCUGGUCGGGAAUUGCAUGUUAGGUGUAUGGUGUAGGGUGUUUGUCUACUUUAUUUUAACAGCGUUUUCUGUUUGGGGGCUGGGUAGGCUCGCCCAUUUGCUUCUUGGUUCGAUUAUUGUGACACCCUGUGCCGGGGGUUUUCUUUUCUUUCCCUCUCCUAUUUGGGACACCGAACUUGUACUGUAUCAUAUUCUACGAUGGAUCAGGGCCCGGGAGUGUUGGGUCGAACUGAGUUAUGAUAGCAUGGAUCUGGAACAGCAUGGAUUUGGUAGAGGGUAGAAAUUGGAAUUGAAAUGAUUUGAUGCGACCU
This is a messenger RNA of Tuber aestivum (summer truffle), 1966 nucleotides long. Lineage: Eukaryota; Fungi; Ascomycota; Pezizomycetes; Pezizales; Tuberaceae. The record is from the annotation of a GenBank genome assembly.